AAAUGUAUGUUGUUUCUCCCUCAUGCAGCAAGUGAAUGCCCACUGCAAUGUGACCCUGAGCAUCACAGAAGGCAUUGCAGAGGUCUCUAAACACUCCUGCAACACUGAACCAGUUUCUGCUGAGAAGGUGAUCAGAAUGUGUCCGGACUGCCCCGUUCUGCUGCCCCUGCAUAGCCCCGAGGGCCUAGAGAGUGUGAAGGCAGGCCUCAGGCAGUUCAACAUGGACCACAACUACACCUCCUACUUCAAACUGAUGGAAGUGGGGAGGAUAAUAUCUGGGUACAUGAUGAUGACUGGAAUGUACUACAACGCUGAGUUGGCCAUCGUGGAGACUGAGUGUAAUGCCAAGAGCAGGAUAGAUACACAGGCUUGCAAGCCACUGUGCCCCGAUGAAGCUGUAAGGCAACUAGCUACGCUCCUCCUCCUCAUUCUCACUCCUCACGUAUUACCAUCAUCAUACUCUGGUCUCCUGUCUCCGGUCUCGGGUCUCUGGUCUCUGUCUCUGACUCUGGUCUCCUGUCUCCGGUCUCGGGUCUCUGUCUCUGACUUUGGUCUCAUGUCUCGGGUCUCGGGUCUCUGUCUCUGACUUUGGUCUCU
This is a messenger RNA of Salvelinus sp. IW2-2015, 597 nucleotides long. RefSeq names its product alpha-2-HS-glycoprotein 1 (gene ahsgb). Gene Ontology annotation, molecular function: endopeptidase inhibitor activity. NCBI's taxonomy places the organism in Eukaryota, Metazoa, Chordata, Actinopteri, Salmoniformes, Salmonidae. Gene Ontology annotation, cellular component: blood microparticle; extracellular region; extracellular matrix. The record is from RefSeq and is a predicted model, not a curated record. Gene Ontology annotation, biological process: negative regulation of endopeptidase activity.